Molecule: messenger RNA, 5898 nt
Organism: Caretta caretta (loggerhead turtle)
Lineage: Eukaryota; Metazoa; Chordata; Testudines; Cheloniidae
Gene: ZIC5
Product: Zic family zinc finger 5
Biological process (GO): regulation of transcription by RNA polymerase II
Cellular component (GO): nucleus
Molecular function (GO): RNA polymerase II cis-regulatory region sequence-specific DNA binding; DNA-binding transcription factor activity, RNA polymerase II-specific
Source: RefSeq, a predicted model, not a curated record
GCGCCAGUCUGAUGUAGUGAAAUGUAAAGUGAACCCUUGUGUUUCUGAAGUGAUUAUGGUCCAAAUUGCGCUCCCCUUGCCCACCCUCAAGCAGGAAUCGCAGAAUCACCACAGGCUUUUCUUAAACAUGUGCGAAAAAUAGACGAGCAACAUAACCCGAAUGAUUACCUCAUCGAGAACACUUUUGUCAGUAGCACUGGUUAGAUAGGGAUACUCUGAACUAAGAUGACAGUUCUCAUGUGAUCCCCAGUUCAAAGUUUUCUCUCAUAACGUUAAAAAGGAGAGUUUCUUACUUGUACAUGUACAGAAAACUGAAGGUUACCUGCAAUGUUUUCGUUUAUUUGAUUUCUGUAUCUAAUGACCGCUUCAUUGCGCUUAGCUUCCGCAGGGACAGGUCACUAAAGAAAGCAAAUUACACUGAGUACAGAAUGUACGCCAAGUUUAGCACCGAGUAUCACAGUCAUGCUAGUUCUUGCUAUUUUAUAUCUCUCUGCUUUAGAAGACAGUAACUUCUUAAUUUUAUUUGGUUUGCAGAAGAAUUCAGCACAGCUUUCCUUGUAGCACACCAAAAUAGGGACAUCAACCUUUCGUGUUCAAAGGAUAGUCUUUUCACUUUAUAAUUUAUUAAGAAAAAGUUAACAGAUAGCCUAGCAGCGAAUAUGUCUCAACUUCGCUUUACUUUCCAGGACCACUAUAAAAAUGUUUAAAAUCUCGGCCAAAUUACGUAAAAAAGCCAUCUGAUUAACACAACCACAACGUUUCAACCUAAAGGAAACUUUCAAUAUCUUCUUCGACUGUUGUGCACCUGUUUAUAAAAAUCGAUAAGAACAACCAGUUAAUAGCUUCCCUUUGGAAGGUUUCACAGAUUGUAUACAGCACAACGUUCAGAAGGUCUGAGGCUUUUAAAUUUUAAGAACAAGCAUCAUGUAAUUUAUCCAUUCUAUCAAACUUUUAACGCCCUAGAGGAAAAACUAAGACAUAUCAUUAUUUUAUUAUCUGUUGACUUUAUCGGCUGUUUUUUCAUCGACUCUUCAUGUAUUUGGGAGUUUUACUGAAAUGGUGAGACAUGAAGGGACCGAUCUAGCGUUUUCUAUACAAUAUGCUGAUUGUGGUUUCUCUGCAGAGCCAUGUGUAAGUGAAAAGAGUCUCAGAUCCGCUUGUAUCUUUCCAGCCACGUUAUCUGAGAGAUGUACCGCGCAGUUAUGUUGCCUGCUGGUGAAUAUGCUGCAUCAAGACAUUUUUUCCCCGGAAUUUAACAAUCUCCUAUUCAACGAAUGGCUUGGCUUCUUUAAAGAGUUGCCCGAAUCACCGUUCCAAUUGGCAGCGUUGUGCUGAACAGAAGAACCCACGAGUACAAACGCCUGCAGCCUGAAAAUAAACACAGAAGCACAUUGCUGAGGGAGCCGAAUGAGCCGUAAGGGGGUGUGUGUGUGUAAGUUGUAAAAUCUCUUUCCCAGAAUGGCUGGGAAGCCCAGUGUCCCGUGAUUGAGCAAGUGUGUGUGAGAGCGUGUUUGAUCCCAGGGCCUUAUUUCUACAAGGCGAGCAGCCGGCGUGAGACGCUUGGCUUUGGCACGCCGGCUGGCACUCACAGGUUCAGCGCGAACUUUCGGCCCGCCCAACUUUGGGAAAGACACCGGAGGGGGAGAGCGCGUGAGGGCGGGUUCCCGCUGAGCAGCCGGCCUGAAAGGGAGCCAAUCGCGCUGCCCUGGCCUCUGCCAAUCACUCGGCUCCCUCCAAUCCCACCAGCGCCAUUUCCAAACUCUAGUUCCCGCUGUGCCGCUCAAAUGUGGUGAGCGCUCUGCCAAUCGCUGGAGGACAGAGUGGGGAAAGGAAUAAGCGGAGUUAGGAGCGGAGACAAAAGAAGUUAAAGAGCCGCUUAAUAUAUACAUGUUUUUGAAGGCGGGCAGAGGGAAAAAAAUAACAACAGUGAGUGUAGAUGGGCUGGAUUGUGUAGUUAUGGAGCCCCCUUUGAGCAAGAGGAACCCGACACUGAGAUUAGCGGAUUUGGCAGCGGCUCAGCCCCAUCCUCAUCAGACUAUGACAGGCUUCCCGGGGCUGGGGAGCCACCACGUCCACUCCCACCCCGCCGCUCACCUCCACCCUGGGGAGAUGGGCAGUGACCCCAGCGUGGCCCUCACGCCAUUCGGACCCGAGCACAUGGCCCAAGCGAGCGUCCUCAAACUCAGCCCCGCGCAGCCUCUCGCGGCGCAUCCCGAGGCGCAGACAGCGGCCGCCUUCGCCUCGCCGGCGGCCCAGAGCGCCGCCGCCGCCGCCGCGGUCAGCAGCUACCCGGCCGGCGCGGCUCCCCCGGCUCCCCACCCGGGCUACGCCGCCAGCAGCGCCGGCACCAGCAGCGCCAGGGACUUCAUCCUGCGGAGGGAGCUGCCCGGCGCGGCCAUGCACGGGGCGCUGGGGGAGCCGCACCCCGCGGCCAGCUCCCCCCACCCGCACCCCCACCACGGCGUGUUCAUCUCCGCCGCCGGCACCUACGGCCCGUCGGACGGGGCCGCGGCCCACCCGGUCUUCCCGGCGCUGCACGAGCAGCCGGCCCCCGGCGGGCACCACCCGCUGAACGGCCAGAUGCGCCUGGGGCUGGCGGCCGCGGAGCUGUACGGCCGGGCCGAGCCCUACGGGGCCGCCUCCUCGCUGCACGGCUACGGCUCCCUGGGCUUGAACGUCAGCCUGGCGGCGGCCAGCCACGGGCACCACCCGGCCCCCCACCACCACCACCCGGGGGCGGCGGCGGCGGCCUUCCUCCGGUACAUGCGGCAGCCCAUCAAGCAGGAGCUCAUCUGCAAGUGGCUGGAGCAGGAGCCGCCGCCGCCGCCGCCGCCGCCGCCCAGCGCCGCCGGGAAGCCCUGCUCGAAAACUUUCAGCACCAUGCACGAGCUGGUGAACCAUGUCACCGUGGAGCACGUCGGCGGGCCGGAGCAGAGCAGCCACGUGUGCUACUGGGAGGAGUGUCCCCGGGAAGGGAAACCUUUCAAGGCCAAGUACAAACUGAUCAACCACAUCCGCGUGCACACCGGGGAGAAGCCCUUCCCCUGCCCCUUCCCGGGCUGCGGCAAGGUCUUCGCCCGCUCCGAGAACCUCAAGAUUCACAAGCGCACUCAUACAGGAGAGAAGCCUUUUAAAUGCGAAUUUGAUGGCUGCGACAGGAAGUUUGCCAAUAGCAGUGACAGAAAGAAACACUCCCACGUCCACACGAGUGAUAAGCCAUAUUACUGCAAAGUCAGAGGCUGUGAUAAAUCUUACACGCAUCCCAGCUCUUUAAGAAAACACAUGAAGAUACACUGCAAGUCUCCACCACUUUCUCCUACCCCUGGAUCUCACGGUUAUCAGUCUGCAGGAACCCCCCUAGGUGCUCCCCUGUCCCCUGCCCAGGACUCAGCCAGGGGCCGCUCUGCCAAUCUUUCCCCUCAGGUCACCAACCUCAAUGAGUGGUAUGUCUGUCAGGCCAGUGGGGCUUCUAAUAACCUUCAUACACCUUCCAGCAAUGUAACAUCGUCUGGAUCUGAAGAUGAAGAGGCUUAUAGAAACUCUGAUACCAGAACUAUCCAUUAGAAGAAAAACAACAAGAAGAAGUUUCUGACUUGGGAGUACUUGGACCAUUCUCCUGAACUGUAAUGACACAAAGCUUGAAAUAAAUGGAUGGCAUAGAAUUGCCAUCAUGUUGAAUCACCACUAUUUAUUCAGUAUAUAAAACCCUAUGGUGUUUGUACACUUAACUAAUUUAAUUAAGACACUUGGACCUUUUUAUAAAAAAUAAUAAAUGAAAAUACCAAGCUGGACUAUCUCAGUGAACCAAGUUGCAUGUUUGCAGGUAUGGGGAAGAUGCCAAGGGAACUCAAUGGACAGAUCAGUUCAUCAAGAUUAAACACUGCCAAUGCCAACGCAAUAGUUCCAAAAAGAGAGAGAGGAAGAGUGUUCAUUAUGUAGCCUGCAAGCUGAUAGGGCCUCUCCAUUUCCUGGAGUGGCUCUUAAAUACUUUAGAUAUAAUUCUGGGGGCUUCUUAACAGCUUGAGUAGGCCCCAAUUCCGCAAUGGCCUCUUAAUUGUAAACCACCACUGCCUGCUGAAUUUCCAACAAAUCGUGGACUGGUUACAUAUUAAAAAAUGUGUUUUUUCCCCCGCUUUCAGUUCAGAUCUUUUGUAAUUUUUGCUUUUUAUUCUGAGUCCUUAGGUUUCACCCAAAUCUGAUAUUUUAUACCUAGGCUUGUUUCCUUAUCCCUUAGCUGUAUACGAUGUGAAAAUGGUUUAAAAAAAAAAAAGAUGCAGCAUUUCUCUUAACAUUUCUCCACAAUUUUGUACUGUUAUGAGUCUUGAGACUAAAAUGGAGAAUAAAAGAAAACCGCUGCUAUCUGACAACUGUGAUAGUGUGAUUUUUUUUAAAUAUAGCACACAAAAUUCAAAAGUGAAUUCAGUCCCUUUUAGCAAAGUUUGUUUAAAAGAGAAGAUCCUGCAUCUUGCUAUGUCAGACCAUGUGUGUAGUAGAGUUUGUUGUUAGGUCAAAAGAGCUUUGGACAUCAGAGCCAUUAUUACUUCAAAAUCUUCAAGUAUGAGAAGCUGUGACACUGUUGUGAAAGCAGAUAUUUUAGACCGAUCAAUCUCCUUUUAUACCAUUGUGGAUACUCAUUUGAAAACGCUUUAUUUUUUUCAACAUCUAAAACCAUGAUUGUAUUCAUUCUGCCCCCUCCCAUGCAAUCCUCAAAUGACCAUGUGUCGUGGUCAGUUACAUUAAAAGAGGAAAACAAUUGUCACAAAUAUUAAAAUCUAAAAGGUUUGUAGUUGGAGAAAAAAAAAAAGCAAAAAACCAACAACAAAAAACAAAACUGAUGAGUGCAUGACCUUUGGCAUAGCUGUCAAGCUAUUAAAGAAAAAGGUCAGGGAACUAUGACGAUAACUCUUAGUCAAUUUAUUUGCGGUUGGUACCACACAUUUCCCAUGCAAAAUGUUAGUCCAUCAUAAACAUCAUACAAAUAAACUAAAGAGCACUAAUUUAUCCUCAGAGACCCUGAAUACAUAAACAGGUAGCCUCCCCUCCCACAGGGUUUGUAGAAAUUUGUUUUGUGUGCUGUGACUGGUUGAUGUAGUCUUGUCAUUGUUAAUAACUUGUAUCUGACUGCUAUUAUUUUGUACAGUUGAAUUAAUUUAUUUUCGGACAUCAUCCUUUUCUGGAAGAGUACAGAACACACCAAAGAAUUAUAUUAUUAAUUUUGGUGAUAGAUUGUUGUUUAUGAUUCCGUGGUUUGUUUAAAAAAAUCAUUAUAUUUUUCAGCUUACUUGAAUGAACAAUGUAAUGUGAAAACAAGCUCUUCCUGCAUGUCUUCUGUGCAGUGUGUUGGUGAUGAUAUAUAUAGUUUAUAGAGAUAUUAUAUUAUUAGUACAGUGCAUGGUGCUGUCAAUCUGGAAGCCUUUAAACGUUGUCUUCAUAUUGUUAUGGUGAAUUUAAAGAUACAGACAUUCCUUAAAAAGCAACAAGAAAACUUGAAUAGAAAAUAAUUUUUAAAGUUUAUUUUAUUUGCUUUUUUUCACGUUCAAAGCCCGUUCAAAUAAAUAGAAAAUGAUAAAGUAAGGUAUGGACUUUUUAAGGAUAAUUUAUGUAAUAUAAUCUUGUUAGAAAUAAUUUUCUUACUGAUUUAUAACGAAUUGUUUAAUUUAUACAAAUUUUCAACAAUAGAUUGCACUAUACAUUACUACAUUACAGGGGUUUUAAAAUAUGAAACUGAGGGAUAAACAACUAUUUUUAUGUACUAUGCCACACAUAAGGUCACACACUUGCCCGUUCAUUUUAUGACACAUGAUGCCUCCUAAAUAAAAACGCCCUUCCAUCUCUGUAAACCCGACCAUAAGAAAUCAAGAGUGAUCAUCAAGCAAAUAAAUAAAAAUAUUCUUUCUA